ACAAAGAAACAUAGAUCAAAGCUAUAUAAGUACACAUAAUUAACUCUUUGAAUCCGGUCAGAUCAGAAUCUGAUCAUGGACAAGGUGAUGAGAAUGUCAUCAGAGAAGGGAGUUGUGAUAUUCACCAAAAACUCGUGUUGUCUUUGCUACGCCGUGCAGAUCCUUUUCCGUGACCUUAGGGUUCAACCAACAAUCCACGAGAUCGACAACGACCCUGACUGCCGGGAGAUCGAGAAGGCCUUAGUCCGUCUUGGCUGCGCCAACGCAGUUCCUGCUGUUUUUGUAAGUGGUAAGCUGGUGGGUUCGACCAACGAAGUCAUGUCGCUUCACCUAAGUGGCUCUCUCGUUCCCUUGAUCAAGCCGUAUCAGUCAUUUCAUAACUAGAAAAUUAGUCGAUAUCCUUGAAAAAGGUAAUUGGUAUGAUAAUUAGAUAGUAAAUAAUGAUGGAACGAUCACACGUAAAUGUGUAUCAUGUUCUUAUAUCUAAGCUAAUUUUCAUAAUUUGUUUAGCUCGUGUCUAAGAAAUUAAUUAGCUAGCUUUGUAUUUCCAGCUUAAUUAAUCAGUGGAUGUACUGAUGUGUUAUCUAUUCUAGUGGAGAAAAAUUAUUUAUCAUAUGCUAUAUAUAUGCCUUUCGUUUUAA
Eutrema salsugineum is the source of this 641-nucleotide messenger RNA. Its product is annotated as glutaredoxin-C14. The record is from RefSeq and is a predicted model, not a curated record. Lineage: Eukaryota; Viridiplantae; Streptophyta; Magnoliopsida; Brassicales; Brassicaceae. The transcript has a single exon. The coding region runs from base 76 to 384 and encodes 102 amino acids. Gene Ontology annotation, cellular component: cytoplasm; nucleus.